AUGACGUUGACCGAGUUAACGAAGUAUUUAGACAGUCACUUGCCGGAAGACAAUCGUGCGAGCGCCAACAGUUUGUCUCUCUCGUCGGUCUCGGCGAAUUCCUCCCUUUCCUCCUGUUCGAAUUGGAGCGAGUGCCAGCAGCAGCAGCAGCAGCAAGAUUAUUCGUGGAACGACGAGAAAUGGAUACCUAAUGGAGAACAGGUCGGAUCAGUUUCUGGAGGCAAGAUUAGCCAGCAAAAGAUACGGAAAGGAAGACAAGCUAAGAUGACCACGCAGAACGAUCAAGGCUCAAUGGGGAAUACGAAAGUUAAGAGGACGCGAACAGCAUACUCAAACUUCCAACUAAUUGAGUUAGAAAAGGAAUUUGCUUCAACGCGAUAUCUAUGCAGACCGAGAAGAAUACAAAUGACAAUGACGCUAAAUCUGACGGAACGUCAAAUAAAAAUAUGGUUUCAGAACCGCCGUAUGAAAAUGAAGAAAGAACAAAUGCAAGCGAGUAAUAUCUGUAAUAAAAACAUAAAGAAAAAGGAGGAAACAGUUAUUUCCAGUUCUCCAGAAGAGAACUGCAGCGUCUCCACAACAAACACGUUCAGAAACCAAAAUUCGAACAACAUACCGUAUUCGUAUGGUUAUGCGAAUAAUAUUCAAAAUGCCAGUCAAACGAUCGCUUCGAACGGAUCCAGCGUCGACCAAUACGGAGGACAGAAUUAUUAUGUCAAUUCGUUGUCAGCGACGGAUCCGAUUCAACAGAACUACUUGGGAAUGCCGAUGAUGCAAGGAGCCUGUUCACAGUACCAGGGACACAUGCAGACUGUGAACAACCAUUACACACAACAGCAAUACCAUUAUCCGCAAUUCGUUUAUCAGUCGUACAACGUUCCUUACGAGCAACAGUGGAACGGUUCCUACGCGAGUCAUCAACCGGCCCAAAUGAAUACAGAAAAUAAUGCUCAAGACAAUUCGGAACUAAUCGCUGAAUUGAACACUUUGAAAAAUGAAAACGCCUGUGAACCGCAAUCGUCGUCUCAAUCGUCGCCGCAAUCGAUGCCGCAUUCGAUGCACAGCACCCUCAAUGAAAUUAUGAACAGUGUGAUUGCCCUAAAUUUUCCGGACAUAUCUUCGGAAUAUACGAAUUUGUAA
This is a messenger RNA of Ceratina calcarata, 1140 nucleotides long. Its product is annotated as protein zerknuellt 2. Bases 1 to 1140 code for a protein of 379 amino acids. Gene Ontology annotation, cellular component: nucleus. The record is from RefSeq and is a predicted model, not a curated record. Gene Ontology annotation, biological process: regulation of transcription by RNA polymerase II. NCBI's taxonomy places the organism in Eukaryota, Metazoa, Arthropoda, Insecta, Hymenoptera, Apidae. Gene Ontology annotation, molecular function: DNA-binding transcription factor activity, RNA polymerase II-specific; RNA polymerase II cis-regulatory region sequence-specific DNA binding. The transcript has 2 exons.